UCAUAAAAUCAAAUUCAGUAGAUCCUAGUGAACUGACGCACAAGCCAGUAGAUUCAGCGUCGAGUAGUAAUUUUUUGCACCUCAAUGUAGCUAAGAGGAAAUGGCUGUGGAAAGCAUGACUGUCCAUCCAAACUCCCCAACUACCAACCACGAACACAACAGUCUCCUGACUGACGAAAGGUCGAGUAAUUUUACAAUCAUAUUUAAAUGAAAUUAUUUGUCCUGUGCUUUUACACAAAACGACCGGGGUUCUUUUUUUAAAUUUUUUUUUCUGUCAAAGGGAUUAAAUUCGCCUUUCUGGAAAACGAGUACAGAGGUAACGAACGCCAUUUUGACACGACAACGCCAACUGGGAAACAAAAAACAUCAACCUGGAUAGAUAAUGUACUUCCCUAAAAUUAAUUUUGAUACCACAGUCGACUUAAGCAAAUUUGUCUGAUGGAAACCAUUAUCGAAAGAAACCAAAUUAUACCUUUUUCCAAAAUUUUCGCCAGCUUUGUCAUAUAGUUCCGUUUAAAUGUUGUCCAAUUUUAAAACUCGUCGUCAACUUAACGCUCCGUCAUUUAUAUGUGUGGACACAUUAUUCGCUUGCGCAGGUGAAAUAAAUCCAGACAAUUGCUUUUUUUCCAAUUUGGGCCUUAUCCAGAGUCACAUAGCUGCAUUAGCCUGUUAGCUCGUUUUGCUGACAAACGCAGCUGGUAAGGAGAAAGCUAAGCUAAGCUAAUGGCUUUGAUGUUCGAAAAAGUCAGCUUUGAUGAAAUUAAUGUACCGUCUAAAUUCUAACAAUUUUUUAGUAGAUUGGAAUCUGCAACCUGGCGAUUUAAACUCAGUGUAUUUGAAAACGGUGUUAUAACAUUUACGCAGUAAAAUGUGCACUUGGGUCGACUUUUGAGUUGGACAUUAUUGGACUUUAAUCUUUCGAUAUAGUUUCAACUAAAGUUGAACUAAAAACUAGAGUUGUAUGUUGAGAAAAAUUCGUCCAAGUAACAAUCUGCUCUUGAAGCCUUUUAAAUUACAAAAUAAUAACAAAAAUUCCGACCUGUUUAUUGGUCAUGUUUAUUUGUCUUAACGUAUCGUUUUAAUUUUCAGACCCAGUGAUCACCCUGAAUUGUGCCAAAACACCCACAAAGUCCUCCAAAUGUGUAAAACGUCUGCAAAGCAUUCCUGAAGUCUUUCACGUCCAACACAAAGGUCCCCUUUCAGUCCCCGGUUGGCAAAUUUGCUGUAUGUAGCCCAGUUGACCCUAAUUCAAGCCCCCCCCCAAAAACCAUUGCCCCUUAAAUUUACGGUUAGAUUUUUUUGUUGAUGUUUUGAGUGCGGAGAAAACCAUUCACAGCCAGAGGAUGGAGAGCUGGAAGAAGGUGAGCUGGAAGAUGAUGGAGGAGAAAUGGAGACAGAGGAUGUUCCUCCGACAGCAGGAGGUGCCAGAGAAGGGGGUGAUGAAGCAGGUGGAGGAGGUGAGGCAGACGGGGAAGCAGCUGGGGAGAGGCCUCAGAGAAGUCGGGAGCGCCAUGCCAGCAGUGAUUCUGAUGACGAAAGAUCCCAUCGUAGGAAAAGGAAAAGGAAGAGAGAAAGGGAAAAGAGGAGGGCAAAGAAAAAACGCAAAUCCAAACACAAACGUCAUGCAUCUUCUGAUGACGAUCAUUCGGACUUCAGUGAAGACUCUGACUACAGUCCGAGUGAGAAGAGGAAAUACAGAGAGUACAGUCCGCAGUAUGCACCAUCCCAUGGAGGCUACAGUGGCUCAAAGAAGGGCAGCUACAUGAAGAUGGACAAGCAGAGCUAUGGAGGCUACGAUGACUUUGAAGAUGACAACUAUGAAGGUGAGGAAGAUGAAGACAUGGGGGAGGAAGACUAUGAUGACUUUACUAAGGAGCUCAACCAGUAUCGCAAGGCCAAGGAGGGAGGCCGUGGUGGAAGAGGGGGAAGAGGUCGCAUGUCAAAUCGGAGAGGCCGUGGUGGAAUGAGGGGAGGAAGAAGAGGCAGGGGACUAAGCAGAGGAAGAGGACGAGGGGGAAAGAUGGGAGACAACGAUGACGGAGAUGGUUAUGGAGAUGACUUUGAGUAUGGAGAUGAUGACUAUGACAACAUGGUAGAUGAAGACUACGAUGACUACACCAAAGAGCUUAGUCACUACAAGAAGUCCAAAGACAGAGGCAGAGGAGGGAGAGGGCGAAGCAGAGUAAAAGGGGGCCGUGGUAUGAUGAGAGGAGGAAAGAAUCGAGGCAGAGGGAGAGGAAGAGGUGACAUGGGUGACGAUGACAACGACAUGGACAAUGGGGAUGGGACUGGAAUAGAUGGUCCAGGAACAGGGAGGAGAAAUCAGAAUGACAAGUAUCAGGAUAAAAAAGGAAAGGCCAUCUGCAAGUACUACAUUGAAGGAAGAUGUACCUGGGGCGAUCACUGCAACUUUAGCCACGAUGUAGAGCUACCUAAGAAGAAGGAACUCUGCAAGUUCUACAUCACUGGAUACUGUGCAAGAGCAGACCACUGUCCUUACAUGCAUGGUGAAUUCCCCUGUAAGCUGUUCCAUACAACAGGUAACUGUGUCAAUGGUGAUGAGUGCAUGUUUUCACAUGAGUCACUCAAUGAGGACACCCAGGAACUGCUGAACAAGAUGCUAGCAGAGGAUGCAGAGGCUGGAGCCGAGGAUGAGAAGGAGGUGGAAGAGCUGAAGAAGCAAGGAAUAAAUCCUCUCCCCAAACCACCUCCUGGAGUUGGCCUUCUUCCCACCCCUCCACGGCCUAGUCCUGUUGAUACCAACACAGGGAGUGGAGAUUUUGGUGGGUCGCCAAUGGAUGAAUUUGAGUGUUCCUCCGACCAGGUGCCCAAUGCCAACAAGGGACCCCCAGGACCAGGUCCUGGUUCUGUUCAGACUCCAUGUGCUGGUGCUCCUGUAGUUAGCCCUGAUGGGAAUCCCUAUCAAGUGUGUCCCCCCAAUCCCAGCAUCCCACCUCCUCACUUGGGCCCCCCACCACCUUGUCCUGCAGGCAGUGGGAGUUCAGGGAAGAAAAUCCCUUCAUUAUUCGAGAUUAAAGUUCAACCCACAGGACAACUGGCUCAGAAACUCGCUGUCAGAAGCCAAACUCCUAGUCAGGGCCAGAGUUCAGCACCUGGACCAGAAGGGCCGACUGAAACAACACCACCCCACUUUCCUAACCCUCCAGGCAUGGUUUCUCCAGAAAUGCAGAACAUGGGCCCUAACCUUGGCAUGAACCAGGGACCUCCAAAUAUGGGCCAUGGUGGAAGACCCAUGAUGGAGUGGGAUGCAUCUGGUGAUGGUCCUCCACAUGGAGGUCCUGCACCACUAGGUCCUAAUCAGGGUGGAGGAAACCAAUACAAUAAUUACUUUAAUCAACAUGGUGGAAUGAACAUGGAAGGAGUUGGCCAAGAUGGUAACAACUAUGGAUUUAAUGGGGAUGAAAAAGGUGGAGCUGGAAGAUUUAGUAAUCAAUCGGGUGGUCAAGAAACCCCAACCAAUGGUGGCUCAUCUAACCAGGGGGCAAUUUCUGUACCUGAUUUCUUGCCUCCUGCACAACGAGUGUUGUUUAUGAGGAUCCAACAGAAGCAACAGGAGGAGGAAGAACGAGCACGCAGGAUGGCUGGGGGAGGAGCAGAGAAGAGCAAAGAUGCAGAAGGUGAUUCAGGGAAUUGGUAUUCCAGUGAGGAUGAAGAUGGUGGUGGUAGUGUGACCUCAAUAUUGAAGACACUCCGUCAGCAGACUCAGGUUCCUCUAAAACCUGAUGGGCCCCCAAGUGACCCAAGGCUGCAGAAGGCAACUGUUUCAAACACUUUGGCCCGUCCAGCCGAUCCCCGUUUGGCCCGGGACCCACGCUUGUCAAGAUCUGCAGAGUCCGUUCAGCCCUCUGAAUCAACCCUUUCCAUGCCCACCCCAUCAUCUGGACCACCUGCAGAUCCCAGAUUAGCCAGACUAAAUGCUACGGCUUCAGCUGGGACCACAACCCAUUUAUCUUCUGCCACUAAACCAGAAACUCCUCUGGUCUACAAACCUCCACCACUUACUACCCCUGCAGCAGAAGAGGAGGAGACGGAGCGGGUUCUGAGAGAGAAGCCCGUACCUAUCCCACUGGAUCCCCUCAUGGGCAUGGCUCUGAGGGACCCACGAUCUCAGUUGCAGCAGUUCAGUCACAUAAAGAAGGACAUUGUUCUUCACAUGCCAGCUUUUGCGAGAACUGUCACUUGGUCACCUGAAGACCUUCUCCCGCUCCCCAUUCCAAAGCAAGACCUCCUCCCUCUUCCUCCUGGCAUCCCUCCUGUCUCUUCAAUAGACCGAGGUCUGUCUCGUGCUCAGCCACAACUCCACACAUCAAUCCCACUCUCACAGCCUCCUCGUGUACAGUCUCCCCCUUCCUUGGAGCAACCAGCUCCCUCCUCCUCCAACUCUUCAAUCCCAGACUUUGAGCUUCUCUCUCGCAUACUUAAAACUGUCAACUCUAGUCCGUCCCAGAGUACCUCCCCUCCUCUCUUACCACCAUCUGCUCCUUCUGUGUCAUUGCCUCCGACAUCUGUGGAAAAACCCACUGACCCUCGUAUGGCUCGUAAAGUUCAGACUGACCCUCGUCUCCAGUUACAGAAGUCCGUGCUAAAGCAACCAUCUGAACCAUCACCACCAUCCACCUCCUCAUCAUCUCCAGCAACAACAUCCAGCUCACCUCCUCACACUACUGCCCCCUAUGAUCCACGAUUGCUUUCCUUGGGAGGAGCAGGGCGUGGUGUGGGAUCUGGAUCACCAGGGGGAGCCAGUGUGUUAAGCAGCAUCAGCCUGUAUGACCCAAGGACUAACAAACCAGGCAGCCCUAGUUCUGGUGGUUCUAACAGUUCACCCAACUCAACCAGCACAGAAUCCAAAACCAGUGAACCUACAACCAGUAAACCCAAGUCCAAGGAACCUUUAUUUGUUAGAAAGUCUGCAUUGGACCAACCAGAGCCAGAAAAGACCGUGGAACAAGGUACUGAUCGAUACAACAGCUACAACAGGCCUCGACCCAAACCCGCCCCCUCGCCUAACUCCUUGGCCCAGGGUGGUCCAACUGCAGCAGGUGUAGCUGCAGGAGGAAGUCAGGGUGCUCCUGGAAGUACUGCCGACCAAGGGCCCGCAGGAAUUCACAAUUUACCAGUGUCAACUCUGUUUGGAGUAGUGAAGCAGGCAUCCAAGCCUGGUGGGACCAGCAGCCCUUUUGGAGGAAACAGUCCAGCACAGACUGACCAGGUGUCCUCAGAGCUGGACAAUGGGUCUUUAAAGGACGUUUUUAAAGGUUUUGACCCCACAGCCUCACCCUUCUGUCAGUGACCCCUGACCUAGCAACCACAAGAGCCCAUCCUGUUGGUGAAUGUUGACUUAUUUUAACGUUUUUGGAUACCAAACAGACAUUCUAGAGUAUAGAGAAUGGUGCACAGAGGCAUUUGUUUGCAAGACUGGUGAACAUACUUUCUGAUCAGACUGAUGGUGUACACUGUAACAUGUUUGAUGCACACAACAUGGACAUGUCUAACUAAAAUGUCUCAGAUUCUAUAAAAGACUGGGGAAAUGGGGAGGUUUUAAAAAUUAAUAUCUAAAUUUCUAUUUUAUACAUAAUUAUUAAUGUAUAAACAAAAUAUAAUCUCUUCAUCUCAAUGUUGAAUGAAAUAUAUAAUGAGAGCAGAAACAUUAUUUCUUUAUAAUCUUUACCUUUCAUUUUGUCCUCAUUGUCUACAAAUCUCCUAAUCUGUGAACUGUGUCUACAGUGAUGGGCAUAUUUGAAGGUUGAUUGAGUGUUUCGCCUUGUGUUUCCUGGAUCGUCUUAGAUAUUAACAACACAAUGUUAUCCAUAUUUUUUGUAAUUAAAAUCCGCACUGAAGAUAAUUCUGAUGCUCAGAUACUUCUUGUCACCUAGCUGCCUUUCACUAUCAUCCUAUUAGAUUUAUAAUCUGUUGUUUUGUUAAAAAUAAUUAUUAUCUGUCAUAUUAGCUUUCCUGGAGUUAUGAGGAGUUAAACUAAACUUUAGUCUAUAGCAUGCUUAAUUUGUUUUAUCGAUAUUAAAUGUUUUUUCUUUUUUUAUGGAAAGCUUAAGCUAAGAUCAUAAUGUGUUCUCCUUCAGCUGUCCACUUAUCAUUUUUCCAUGUUAAUAAUCUAACUGUGAAAUUGGAAAGACUUAAGUUCUAAUGACCAUUUAAUUUGUUGCUCAGAUUCAAGAUACUCCAGUGGCACAUUAAUAUCUGGCCUACAGUUUGUCAUUUUUAUUUUAAAAACUGAUCAGGAAAGGUUAACCCUUUAAAUAAAAAACCUUGGUCAGUGAAUAUUUCAGUUCAGUGUGUUUGGAAAUAUAUAUAUAUUUUGAUUUUGAAUACAGAAACAGCCUACAUUCAAUAGAAUGGUUAAAAAGUAGCCGUAACAUGAUCAUUUUGGCUGCAGUGGAUGGUGACAGUGUGACAAUCAUCAAGGUGACUUCAAUGUGCUUUGACUGUGAUCACAGCCGGAGAAUCUAUAACUCAGUUGACACCUCAACACAUGGAUUACUUUAAAAAUGCUCAUUGUUGUUUAAAAUAUAAUCUCCCGAAUUUCAAUAAGAACUUAAUGCCUUACACAAUAAACAGUUGAAGUGUGCGAUUUUUAGCAGUGUGUGAAUAAGAUACUGCUUCUUGUUUUUGUCUGAUGCACCAGGCUUUUCCGUAAAAAGAAAAUUUGUUGGUUUGAACGACAGGUCAAACAUUGACAACUGUCCGGUGUAUAAAUGUUAAUUGUUUUAAUUUAUUUUUUAUACUUGGGAAAAUAUUUACUUCCUUUUUUUGAACUAAAUCAUUUUAUAUGCCACAGAUGUUGAAAGUACUGUUAACCUCAGUGGGAUGCAGGGAGCCUGCAACUGUAUGAAGAGAGGAGAGUAUUUUUUUAAAGAUUUGGUUUUGUGGAUACAGACUCUAACAACAAACAAAAAGAAUAGCUGUUGGCUCCCUUACUGCCAGGCCUUCAGAAAACCUCCUAACAUCUGUUAGAUUAAGAAGGUUUAAAAACGAUUGUUGAUUUGUCCCAUUUUAUGGCUGUGUUUUGUAAAUUUGUUUUUUUGUUUUUUUCUUGCCUUGUAAGUUUGACCCAUACCUUAUCUCUGGAGGAGUGGAGUUUUCUAACUGUACACUGUAGGUGAGGUUGUAUUUAAAUAAAGUUGAUAUAUGAUCAACCAUAUAUAUAA
Cynoglossus semilaevis (tongue sole) is the source of this 7184-nucleotide messenger RNA. RefSeq names its product zinc finger CCCH-type containing 4 (gene zc3h4). Gene Ontology annotation, cellular component: nucleus. Gene Ontology annotation, biological process: negative regulation of DNA-templated transcription. The coding region runs from base 1388 to 5311 and encodes 1307 amino acids. The transcript is spliced from 14 exons. The record is from RefSeq and is a predicted model, not a curated record. NCBI's taxonomy places the organism in Eukaryota, Metazoa, Chordata, Actinopteri, Pleuronectiformes, Cynoglossidae. Gene Ontology annotation, molecular function: metal ion binding; RNA binding.